UCCACCCUGAACACAAACUCCCAAAAUAGCAGUGCGACUUCGGGAAGCCUCAGAAAAAAAUGGCUGAAGUAGUUUCACCAAUAACUCGACAAGUAACGAGAGAAAAUCGCGACAAUGGGACCGCUUCUGUCGAUAUUCGUCUUGAAGACGUCGAAGAUUGUUUAAUUUACGACCGGCAUGGAGUCUCUAUUCCGUUCAAGAAAUUAUAUCAAGACAGGAAAUCGGUCAUAAUUUUCGUGCGGAAUUUCUUGUGCUACAGCUGUAAAGAAUACGUGGAUGAUUUGAGCAAAAUACCUAGAGAAGCACUGCAGGAUGCUGACAUUAGACUGGUUGUGAUUGGUCAGUCUGCUCAUCAUCAUAUAGAGCCAUUCUGCUCACUGACGGGGUUUCCUCAUGAAAUAUAUGUGGACCCGGAGAGGUGCAUUUAUCAAAAGCUUGGGAUGAAGAGAGAGGAGAAAUUUACAGACUCAGCCCUCCCUAGUCCCCAUGUGAAGUCUGGUAUCUUUAUGGGACAAAUGAAGAGUAUAUGGAGAGCCAUGACUAGCCCUGCAUUUGACUUCCAGGGUGACCUACAUCAGCAAGGUGGAGCCAUCAUUGCAGGACCAGGCUCUCAAGUUCAUUUUUCCCAUUUUGACAUGAACCACCUGGACCACAUGCCCAUUAACUGGCUCCUGCAGCUCGCCGGAGCUCAACAGACUCUGGACUUCAGCAAUAAGCCAAAGAUCAUCCAUGUGUAGCCAGCUGGUUGCCUGUCUGAAAUCACUGUUAUUAUCACAUAAGCAGGGAUGUACACAUUUUGCUUGUUUAGUUACAUCACCAUUGUGCACUGACAAAUACAGUGUGUGUUGAGUGUGAAAGUUUAUUCUUAACCCUGGAAACACAAAACAAAUCUUAACUCAGUGUCUCCUUACUAGCUUUUUUCCAGAGCUUCCAAUCACAUCUCAUGGGCUGAUGAAGUUGAAAGCUCUGGAAAAAGCUAGUAUGUAAACUGAGCAAACUCUUUCUGCUAAUGAAGACCAUGAAAUGUGUGGUUUUUUUUUAAAAAAAGCUCUGGAAAAAGCUUGUAAGUGUAUCUUGAGGUAAGAUUUAUUUCAUAAAAAUACAGUCUGCGGUCUGAAAGCGUGAGUGCUGUCUGGUCAAGUGUGUAAGAGGGGUAUGAAUGCAUUACUGUUUAUUGACAAGUUAAAUUUUCUACGUUUUCUGUCAGUCAUCCUAUGACUAUGUCUUAUGUUGUGUAUUUCUGUUCCCAUAGGCUUACUUGUAGUAAGAUGGUUGUGUGGUUAAUAUUUAUGAACACUUAAUAACAACUGGUGCAUUGAUGUUAGUAAUUGUUCUUAUCACAGAGUCUUCUUUUUUAUAGUCACUUUCCUCAUAUCCAGUGUUUAUUACACUGUAAAUAAAGUUUAAUUGCUAUGUC
Messenger RNA from Siniperca chuatsi (mandarin fish), 1417 nucleotides. It is a transcript of the gene prxl2c, whose product is annotated as peroxiredoxin like 2C. The transcript is spliced from 6 exons. The record is from RefSeq and is a predicted model, not a curated record. Lineage: Eukaryota; Metazoa; Chordata; Actinopteri; Centrarchiformes; Sinipercidae. The coding region runs from base 60 to 737 and encodes 225 amino acids.